Messenger RNA from Penaeus chinensis, 765 nucleotides. Its product is annotated as leucine-rich repeat extensin-like protein 3. The record is from RefSeq and is a predicted model, not a curated record. Bases 73 to 663 code for a protein of 196 amino acids. NCBI's taxonomy places the organism in Eukaryota, Metazoa, Arthropoda, Malacostraca, Decapoda, Penaeidae. The transcript is spliced from 2 exons.
UGCCUCAAUUCAGCCCGCACUACUUCAUCGGGCUCAGUAGUCGUUUCAUGCAGUCCUCCGCCGCCCACGGUCAUGCCAGCCCCUCGCGCCCCGUUCCCUCGCCCACUCGCGGAGGCCAGUUGCGUUAGGCCAGUGACUGCUGAACUCUGCCGUGCGAGUAUGAAUCAGGCUGUCCCCGGGGUGAGCCUGAGCCCAGGCCACGAGGGAGGCGGCUACGGGGAGUGCCAGGUGCCCUCCCCCUCCCAGUGGUCCGACCCCUGCUACUCUCCCCCCUCCUUCCACUCCCCCCAGCACCUGCCCGGGGAGCUCGACAAGGUGAAGGAGGAGCCCUUCUCCCCCCCGCCCUCCAACACCUACGUGUCCCUACCUCCUUCUCCCCCGACCCCCCACCCGCUGUCCCUCUCCCCUCAAGCCCAGCAUCACGUGUCCAUGACGCCCCCGGGCCCCAUGCACGUGUCCAGCUCGGGCCCCUCGCCCCACCACGUGUCCCCCUACGCCCGCCCGCCGCCCAGCGCCAAGAAGGACGGCUUCGAGGCCUCCAUCAACAUCACGGAGCUGCUGGCCGAGAACCAGGCGCUGAGCUCCAGCCUCAGCCCGACCUUCGUACGGCACCUACCCCGACCACCCCCUUCUGCGCGGCCGUCUGGAGGACAACGUCCAUAAGAAGGGCGGCUACACGUGCCCCUCCAACGACAACCUGAGCUUCCUCGACACGCUCGUCGACGUCAAGCAGGAGGUCGAGGAGGAGGUGAGCAUCGGGUCGUC